UGGAUGGCGCCAGCUCGAACUGUCUCUCAAAUGAUCUCAAAUCAUCUCUCAAAAUAAUUCAGCGUCGAUGGAGCGAUUGGAGUCAGGAAAGCAGCGAUGACAAUCGCAUGGAACAUUCUCGUGGGUAUAAUGAGUACAUGGAAAUUAAUCCAGAGACGGUGUUAUGAUUUAUUGUCCCACAAGUAUUCAUUGUUGAUAAUCCUGGUGGCGUUCACCUGCAUCUUCGUGGGAAUUAUACAUUUUGGGGAGGUGUGGCUGGCAUGGAGCAAAGAGAAAUACGAAGCAGUUUUCCACUCGUUCAAUGAUAACAUCCUGGGGAAGUCAUUUCAAAGAAAACUCUGUCAACACGUUCCCAUCGAUGUUGUCUACACGUGGGUUAAUGGAUCAGACCCAAAAUUCAUCGAUAACCUGAAGAAAUACGUACCUGUGAGUAACGUAAACAGUGCAGCUUCGAGAUUCAAUGACAAGGACGAGUUGAGAUAUUCCCUGAGGUCAUUGGAGAUGUACGCACCCUGGGUGAGGCACGUCUACAUUGUGACAAAUGGUCAGAUUCCCAAUUGGCUGGACAUGGAUAAUCCCAGGAUGACCUUGGUAACUCAUAACGACAUUUUCCCCAACAAAAGCCACUUACCCACAUUCUCAAGUCCAGCUAUCGAGAGCCACAUUCAUAAAAUCCCAGGGCUAUCCGACAAAUUCCUGUACUUUAAUGACGACGUUCUCCUUGGAAGUGAAGUCUGGCCAGAGGAUUUUGUGACGCAGACCAGCGGUCAGAAGGUCUAUCUCGCUUGGUGGGUGCCUGAUUGCUCUGACAUCUGUCCCUGGUCGUGGGUUGGUGAUGGCUCUUGCGAUUUGGCUUGCAACACAACAAGUUGUGAGCUGGACGGAGGAGAUUGCAACUCAACUCCAAGUCCAACAGAGAGUGCUGGCCUCGAAGAAGAUGGGGAUUACCCCUAUAAAUUGCUACAGAGCAAUCAGUACGAGCACAAAGAGACUCUGAGAUUGCUGGAGCUGUUGAAGACUCGUAGAAAUUAUGAAUUCUCCAAUCCGCUGACUUCUAGUGUAUCACCAGGUAUUUUAAACGUCUCUUUGUCUUUAUCUUUGAAUAGAAAUCAAAGUCAGAAUGAAAAAUUGGAGAGCAUUUUGCCAGAGAAUGACAAAAAUGCCACACGAUUGGAGUUAACGACUGAGGGUCGAGCAUUUAAAUACGAAUUCGCCCACCCAAUGAACAAAAAAACAAUCCAGAAUAAAAACGAUGAUAUAAUUAAUCUGGUGCACGUCAAUGGGAAUCAGAACCAGAAAUUGAGGCCGAGUCAUUUGAAGAGAAAGGCUAGACGGCUGGAUACUUAUGCUGAAUCUUUGCUGUACGUAAAUCGAAUUUAUAAUGCAGCUUAUGGGUUUGAAAGACGUCGAGUGCCAGCUCACAUGCCCCAUCUCGUCGAUAAACUCAUCGUCGACGAAAUGCACUUAAAAUUCCAAAAUGAAUUCGAGAAGACGUCGUCACAUUCCAUCAGAGACCCAGAGGACAUGCAAUUUGCAUUCUCCUAUUUUUAUUACUUAAUAAGUGAGAAGACAUUGGUCUCGACUGGACAAUUAUUCGAUAAAUUCGAUACCGACAAGUCUGGCACAUGGUCGGAUCGCGAGAUAAGAACACUUUUAUCAAGAAUGCAUCCUCUGCCCCUGGACUACAGUUUCGUUCUCCAAUUCGAGAAUUCGAUAAAGAAUUGCUCGGAAAAAAUGAAAUUAGAAUCUCCACCAGAGGUGCCACCAGGGGAACGAUAUCUCGACUCGAGUCUACCGAUAGUGACGAGAGAAUUGAUAAUUAGAUGUGAAAUAAUUGCUGGAAAUCUUCGUAAUCAGUUUGGGGUGAGAAAACGAUAUCAACACGAGAUCUUGAAGGCUGGGAAAAAUGAAAUUUUCGAGAUGUUGACUAGUAAUGUAUCGCUGACAGUUCAAAUUCUCGACGAAAUAAGACAGGAGCCAAAAAAGUUCAUCUGUCUGAAUGACGAUUUGGAUCCCUCGAGGAAUAGUGAGAAUGACGUGGUGCGUGCACUCCUCAGCGAUUUUUAUCGCUCGAUUUAUCCUCUGAAGAGCAGUUUUGAAUUACCAUCGCAGUACAGAAACAGAUUCUCCCAUCGGAAUGAUUUGUACGAGUGGAGGGCCAGUCGCACAAGAGCUAGGAAUAUUCUACUGUCGUUAGUCUGUGUUCUAAUUUUUAUUACAAUUUAUCAUUUUUUUCACCAUCAAAUACGGCGAUUUUUUCGGAACCGGUCGAUUCCUAGUCUGAUUGUCUGAAAAAGAGAAUCUCCAUUCUCGUUUCUCUCAUUUCCAAUUUCUGUGAUACAAUCACAGAAAUUUCAAUUUUAACAACAAUAAGAAUUUGCUCAAAAUCAUUGGAAUAAGAAAAACUCUAGUCGAGCCGAAAAAGAUCUAUCUUUUUUCUUUUAUUUUACAUUAAGGAAAUACUUUUGAUUGCUAGUCUUUUGUGCUGAAUCUGUAAAUAUAUCUACAUAUUUUUCUUGAAAUACAAGGUUUUUCAAUUAUG
Molecule: messenger RNA, 2542 nt
Organism: Fopius arisanus
Lineage: Eukaryota; Metazoa; Arthropoda; Insecta; Hymenoptera; Braconidae
Gene: Gnptab
Product: N-acetylglucosamine-1-phosphate transferase subunits alpha and beta
Exons: 2
Coding region: 97-2292 (731 amino acids)
Biological process (GO): N-glycan processing to lysosome; carbohydrate phosphorylation
Cellular component (GO): Golgi apparatus
Molecular function (GO): UDP-N-acetylglucosamine-lysosomal-enzyme N-acetylglucosaminephosphotransferase activity
Source: RefSeq, a predicted model, not a curated record